Molecule: messenger RNA, 692 nt
Organism: Radiomyces spectabilis
Lineage: Eukaryota; Fungi; Mucoromycota; Mucoromycetes; Mucorales; Radiomycetaceae
Product: DNA-directed RNA polymerase II subunit I
Exons: 4
Coding region: 161-505 (114 amino acids)
Biological process (GO): maintenance of transcriptional fidelity during transcription elongation by RNA polymerase II; DNA-templated transcription; transcription-coupled nucleotide-excision repair
Cellular component (GO): RNA polymerase II, core complex
Molecular function (GO): DNA-directed RNA polymerase activity; nucleic acid binding; zinc ion binding
Source: RefSeq, a predicted model, not a curated record
UGCUGGUUCUCUUUUUCUUUUUUUUGUUAUUCUUGGUGUCCAGCUCCAUUAUUCUUGUGAUCCUCGACUGUUGUACCCAACAUCGUUUUUCAGAUAAUUGCAAUUUGGGAUCGGUUCCAUAUAUUUUUGUACUCGACGAAUUGCGACCUGAAUCACACGAAUGGCCACCUUCAAAUAUUGCAUGGAAUGCAAUAACUUGCUAUACCCGAGAGAAGACAAGGCAAAUCGCAAAUUGAUGUUUGCUUGCCGUAAUUGUCAGUACGAAGAAGAUGCAGAUAAUUUUUGCGUAUAUCGUCAUGAAAUCAUUCACGCACCUUCCGAGCAAACGAUGGUGCUAGCUGAUCUUAGUGCUGAUCCUACCCUUCCCCGAGCCAACGUUCCUUGUCCGCGCUGUGGGCACCCGGAAGCUGUUUUCUUUCAAUCUUCCUCUAGACGUGCAGACGCCAAGAUGACAUUAUUCUAUGUCUGUGGCAAUCGAGCUUGUGGACAUCGUUGGGUUGGAUAGAUUUUUUUUUCAUCUAUUUUUGUUUGCUCUCUUUUUUGGAUUGCUUUUAGACCUUUUGGGAUUAUCUAUAUAAGACAGACGGCAGAAGCAUGAUGAAUUAUCUUUCAAUUUUCUGAUACAUUUGUCAAUGCUUUGACGUCUCCAGGGAGUUACACUCCACACCUAACAGAGAUUUGUACAUAUUCUA